GAGGAACGAGGAGAGUGUCCGGGAAGGCUCAUCUUUAUCGUCUUCUAGUCCUGUUCUUACCUCGGCAUCCCCUGGUGAACAAGUAGAAGACGAAAGUCCUCGUACUGCUACGAGAAAAAAUGUUCUUGGGAACUGGAUAAAAGAAGAUCAACUAGCAGAAAAGAAGUUUCAGGAUCUAGCUACAGUUUCAGUUUCGACUGAUGAAACUAAUCCUGCGUCUUCAUCUUCUGCACCACUAGGUGGAGCAACAGAAGUGCCUAACAAUAGCGCUUCUGAAGAUCAUAGUACAGCUUCUCCUAGCGACGUCAGAGGUAGACAUAUCAAGAAAACUACUUCACGAAAGUUCAUUAGAACACGGAUACUGUCACCUGGAGAAACCGAUAGCGAUGAAAAUAAUUCGUCGUCCGGCUCUGAGGAUGAGCUGCAAAACGAAGGGGUCAGUCUCAGUGGUUUUACAAGGAGAACCGUAGGAGGAACAGGAGCAGGCACUGGUCCUGAAAAUCAUGGUGGAGUAGGGCAAAAGCUUAAAAGAAAUGGGCCUCAAGGUGAAGCUGCGGCUGCCCCACCGAAUAUAAACAGACAGUAUGUCCAAGUGUCUCCAACGCCUGACGAGCAGGACGAUCCAGCAACGCGAACUCCAUUCCUCAAUCCCUUGCUGCGGCUAUUUAAGUGGGAUUUUCAUCCGAAAAAUUGGACGACGACAAGAGCCACGACACUGUGUUGUGUCGGAUUUGGUGGAGGUCUUCUUGGAGCGAUACUGCUUGCCUGGGUCGCUAAUGGCAAGAAACCCGGGGAGUGUCUACAGGAUGCACUGCGCUUGCAGCUUAGAACCCUUAAAGAUGCUUGCUCGUCAUUAGGUAAAAAGAAUAUGGUUAUGCUUGUAAGAACAUGAGAGAUCAUACAACUGCGCUGAGGAGUCGCUGCACAUCCUCCUCACACAAGCAACAGGUUAUCGUUCUUCUGUAUUACAAAUUCUUGUUUGCGAACUCAUUCUUUUAGUUGCAAAAAUUCAUCACACCAUAGUAUGAGUAUUUAUACUUACAUGUCAUAGAUUUUGUUGUUGUUCUUCCAUCAGCAUCAAACUCAAAGCCGGGUCUAAGUACCUGAAGUCUUUGACUCGCGCUCGCGACAUUUUCCUGGUUGUCUAGGGCUAAAACACAACAUUUCACCCGAAAUGGAAAGUAGGAGAAAACGUGCGCACGUCUGCGUCCUACCUGCUGGUGCAACCCG
This is a messenger RNA of Amoebophrya sp. A25, 1230 nucleotides long. Lineage: Eukaryota; Dinophyceae; Syndiniales; Amoebophryaceae. The record is from the annotation of a GenBank genome assembly.